Molecule: messenger RNA, 1299 nt
Organism: Musca domestica (house fly)
Lineage: Eukaryota; Metazoa; Arthropoda; Insecta; Diptera; Muscidae
Exons: 5
Coding region: 130-912 (260 amino acids)
Source: RefSeq, a predicted model, not a curated record
UAUUUGAAGUUGCAUUCUUUGUCGUGCUCUCUUUUUUUGUGUUUAACAGCCGGUGAAGUUUUUUGUGUCUUCUCCGAAAUCAGUUUUUGUUCGGGAUUUGAAGAAGGUGGUUCAAAACAAAAAGUAGACAUGAGUGACUUCAAGCUUUUAAAAACAACAUUCCAAAACAAUAAUGAAUUUGUUGCAGUGUUAUUUGAUGGAAUUAAUGAUUAUAAAUUGUUUGCAAAUGAAGUUAAGAAAACUUAUAAUAUACCACCGGCAGCUGAAGUGGAAAUUUAUAAUAAGAAUUUUCUAAUAAUUCCAAGUAUAUUCACCGCUUUGGUUCAACAAUACAUAUCUUCAACCGAUUUUGUUUUGGACAUAAAAUUAAGUGAUGAUAAUUCAGCAUCAAAUUCGACCGCAGACAUCGAAUCGCAAUUAUCACAAAAACCCGUUUUUCAAAAUACAUCGUCCGAAAUUUACCAAACGCUUAAUGAUGACGAUUUAUGCUUAAGUCAUAAUAGUUCAGUUGACAGACAUGUUUAUCCUAGUAUUCCUACAACAGAGGAAAUUAAACAAUUGGCUGAAAUACGGCAUUUAAUGAAAUAUAAUACCCUGGAAAACAAAGACAGAACAAAUAUUGCAAAAAUUAUUAUAUCACAUAUCUUGAGAGAAAACCCAAAUAGACGUAUUUACAAAGAGGUUUUUUUUAAACUUUCACAAUCUAUUAUAGAAGUGUUCCCAUCAGAAGUAAUUGAAACUUACUACGUACCUUUCACUAAAGGACACUUGGCAAAAGGAAAAUUAUUUGACUCCUAUAAUAAUAAAAGAACUAAAUUAAGCACACAAGGACUUAUAAAUAGGCGUACAAAUUUAAAAAAAUGUAAUUAUACCCAAUUUUACAUAUACAGGUUCUUCAAUACUUAUUUUUGAACCAAGAAAAUGAACAGUAAACGUUAUUAUUCUUGUUUACGUAGGUAAAUUUUAAAUUUAUUUUAAACGUUGCAAGUAGAUCAACUAAUUUUUGAAAUCCACGUUUUUAUUAAAAUUAUCUGAAUUUUGUUAUAAAUUUAUCCAAAUAUUGUUCGUUUUCUUUAUUCGAAAACAAUUACUUGACAAACUGUAUAUUUCAAUAUAAUCUAAUAUCGCAUGGGUUCGAUGCUCACUACCAUGCUUUCAGAAUGGAAUAUGAAAAUGAAUUCCUUUCGGUUAAUGUAUUGUCAUUGGAAUCAAGUUACACGGCAUAUAUUUGCACAUCCAAAGAAGACUCUUAUUUUUUAAACUAAUUAUAAUUUGUUCAGUAUUAUUUGUAAUUUUUAA